AAUGGGCGUGGCUUUGCCCAAAUUUUAAUUUUGCUGGGAGGGCAAUUGGCAUGAACCAAUCAUAUAUGAUGUCACGCGCUUGUGCGCGUGAGCGGUGAAGUUACUUGACCACAUGACGUCACUAGCAGGGUACACCUCCCCAAGCCGUCUCGCGCUGAUGACGCGCGCGUAGUGACGUCAGAGACUGAGCGAGAGAGAAAUCGGGCUCCCAGUUCCUCUGCCACUUUGCUCUGCAGAAUCAGUCAAAUGGAGCCAAGACACUCAGCCCAACUUGGUACUAAAAUACACCAGUGCGACCAGUGCCCAUACAGCACGGAUCACACUGGAAGCUUGAGGCAGCACCAUAGAACACACACAGGAGAGAAACCAUUCAAGUGCACUGUGUGUGGGAAGGCGUUUGCACUGUCAUCAGAUCUUCACAGACACCAGAGAACACACACAGGUGAGAAACCCUUCAAGUGCACUCUGUGUGCAAAGGCGUUUGCACGGUCAUCAGAUCUUCAAAGGCACCUGAGAAUACACACAGGAGAGAAACCCUUCAAGUGCAGUGUGUGUGAGAAGGCAUUUGCACGGUCAUCAGAUCUUCCGAUCCACCAGAGAACACACACAGGAGAGAAACCCUUUAAGUGUGCUGUUUGUGGGAAGGCGUUUGCACUGUCAUCAGAUAUUCACAGACACCAGAGAACACACACAGGAGAGAAACCCUUCAAGUGCGCUGUGUGUGGGAAGGCGUUUGCACUGUCAUCAGAUCUUCACAGACACCAGAGAACACACACAGGAGAGAAACCCUUCAAGUGCACUCUGUGUGGAAAGGCGUUUGCACGGUCAUCAGUUCUUCACAACCACCGGAAUAUACACACAGGAAAGAAACCCUUCCAGUGCACUGUGUGUGGGAAGGCGUUUCGACAGUUAGGGAUUCGAAACAGGCAUCAAAAGAUUCACAAGGAUAUUAAUCUGAAAUCGACGUGUGAAAGUCAAAGUGCUGGAAUGAGCUCAUACCUCAUAAAACAAGAAUCAGAAAAACAUUCCAAAUAUGAAACGUGGCCAGGAUUGAAGGUGAAAUGUCAAGAAGCGAGAAUAAAAUAUCAAGAAGUGAAUGCGAAGAGUGAAGAAGUGAAGCUGAAAUGUGAAGAAGUGAUGGUGAAGAGUGAAGAAGUGAAUGUGAAAUGUGAACAUGUCAAUUCAACUCCAAAAUCCGACCACAUCAAUGGAAGCAGUGUGAAGCAGGAGGAGAAUUCUGACUCUGAGGCAGAGCGAGGCCACCAUCAGCAGUUUGUGGAUGUGGAGGUGUGGGUGGAAUUUUCAGGCAAUACAGAAUCAAAUGGAGACCAGAUAGAUGUGUCACCUCGAGCUUGAGACAAAUAAGCUCCAUUUCAUCCACAUUAUUCACAGGUCUUUCUUAUUACAAAUGUGUGGAGUUGAAGAUUUUACUCCAAGGUUUCACUUCCAAGUUGUCGAUGGAGGCAGCAUGAAGCUGGAUAGGUUGGACUCUUGAGGAAGAGUAAAAUGAACCCAAGCAGGUUGUGGAUGUUGAUGAUGUGGACUCUUUGGACAAUGCAGCAUACGAGCAGCCAGCAUGUGUGGACCUGCAGGUUGGGUAGAUCUAUAUACAGGAGCACGAGACAAAAAAACCUCCAUAGCAUUCACCUUUUAUCAUAAUCUUGACAUUUAUAUGGUGCUGACAUAAAUGUAUGCAUAUUUGACUUAUUUCGCACUUUACAUAUCCAACAGUGCAUAUGGGCUAGAGACUGCCAGUAGGGUGGGGAGAUGAUUAAUGAUUAUUAUCUAAUCCCAUUUGGGUUAUUUGUGGCUAAUUUUUCUAAUUUGGCAAAAUUUUGACCCUGAAGCCAAAAAAUGUUAAACAUCCACUGUAAAGCAGAUGGCACAUUUUUGAUUAAUAUUGCUGCAAUAAUCAUGAGGACUGCCUGACAGAUUUGAACUGUGAACCUCUUCAACAAAGAUCAAACGUGCUACCAUUUGGCUUCUCUCAUUCUGAGUGCAUGCAGGUGUAGGCAUCAUGCAGUCAAAAAUCUAUUUGCAGUGAACACUAUGUAAUGUGAUUACAGUAAAUCAAUAUUGUCGCUAUGUCUUUUGAUUACUUGGAGUUAUAAUUUGAUGAACACUUAUUUUCAAAAUGUUAAGAUGUCCAGCAAAAACUCUGUUAUCUCACAUCCAUGGGAAAUGCAUAGUGCUGGUUAAUCAAUAUGCCGGUUAUUUGAGAGUUAUACUUAUGGUUCAUCAAAUUUUCCAAGUACAUGACAUUUUUCAAGAAAUAAACUAACCAUACCUUUUAACUAUGAUAUAAGAAAUACUCUACUCUUUUACCGAGGUACUCACCAGUCAGUUGUAGAGCAUUCCAAGUUGAUUGUCGAGAAGCAGUGGGGCCUUUUAUGGUACAUUAUACAUUAGUACAGUACUGUAUAUACAGUACAUGAA
This is a messenger RNA of Petromyzon marinus (sea lamprey), 2436 nucleotides long. RefSeq lists its product as uncharacterized. Gene Ontology annotation, molecular function: RNA polymerase II cis-regulatory region sequence-specific DNA binding; DNA-binding transcription factor activity, RNA polymerase II-specific. The record is from RefSeq and is a predicted model, not a curated record. NCBI's taxonomy places the organism in Eukaryota, Metazoa, Chordata, Hyperoartia, Petromyzontiformes, Petromyzontidae. Gene Ontology annotation, biological process: regulation of transcription by RNA polymerase II.